CAAAUCUUCAUUUUGAUGUGAGCCACAAGCACCACCACUUCGUGGCCACCUCUUAUAGCAACAAUGUUAGUAUUACCCAUACGCCUCAUGUUUUGUUAUGUAAUGACACUCCCUAACACACCCAAAUAUUGUUUCUUUUAUCUUUUUUUCCCCUUUCCUUUGCUUUCUGCAACUUUUUAACCAGCAUGGCCAAGCUCACGCUGAGACCAGACUAUUCAUGCUUCAUUUCACAUAUUCACAGAGCAUACUCACACACCCCUUUUAUCAGAACGACAUCGUUUCCACGUUUUCACUUGCACCCCUCACCUUCCAGCUACAGCUUAAGGCUCCGAAUAGUUUCUAGCGCUCAACAAAAUGCCAAAGAAACCCACAGAGUGGCCAAGGCCAAAGCUCUCACGGAGCUUCAAGUGGAAGAGGUGGAGAAGAAGCAUGAAAACUUGUCCGGGACCUGGCCACCUUGGAAGAAUCUUCCCCAAAGAUACAAGCUCAUUGGCACCACAUCUCUCGCCUUCGUUAUUUGUAACAUGGAUAAGGUGAACUUGAGUGUUGCCAUAAUUCCAAUGUCUCAUCAAUUUGGGUGGAACUCGACAACGGCUGGAUUGGUUCAGUCCUCCUUCUUCUGGGGCUAUGCAUUGAGUCAAUUGCCUGGGGGUUGGCUAGCCAAAAUAUUUGGUGGCCGGACUGUUCUUGAGGUUGGGGUACUGAUAUGGUCAGUGGCUACCGCUCUUGUUCCUUUUCUUGCUGGAUUUAUGCCUAGCUUACUUUUGUCAAGGGUUUUGGUUGGGAUAGGCGAAGGUGUUUCACCCUCUGCAGCUACGGAUCUUAUUGCCAGGCUUCUUUUGGCUCCUCCUCUUAUCCAAAAUCUUGGUUGGGAAUCAGUAUUUUAUUUAUUUGGUCUUUUGGGGAUUGCUUGGUUUUUGGGGUUUCAAGUUCUUGAAGGAGGUGAAAAACAAUUAAAUCCAAAAUCUCUUUCAUCCCCAGACACCCUGACAAACUCAUGGAAAACUUCUCUGACCGAAUUGAAUGGCUCUUUGAAGGAUGUACCUUGGAAGGCCUUUUUCCGAAAUCGUGCUUUGUGGGCUAUGAUAUAUGCUCAUUUCUGUGGUAGUUGGGGUCACUAUAAUUGUCUAUCAUGGCUUCCCACAUUUUUUAGUGAGGAGCUGAAUCUAAAUCUGACUGAAGCUGCAUGGGUUUCUAUACUUCCUCCAUUGGCUUCAAUAUUUGUGACUGGUCUUGCAGCACAAUUAGCUGACAACUUGAUUUCAAGAGGAGUUGAAACCACUGUGGUUCGAAAGAUCUGCCAGUCUAUUGCAUUUUUGUCCCCUGCAAUCUGCAUGACUCUUUCCUCACUGGAUCUAGGGUUACCACCUUGGGAGAUUGUGGGAAUUCUCACAGCUGGUUUGGCCCUCUCAAGCUUUGCCUUAUCAGGGCUUUAUUGUACUCACCAAGACAUGUCACCCGAAUAUGCAAGUAUACUUCUGGGUAUAACCAAUACUGUUGGGGCUGUUCCUGGAAUUGUGGGUGUAGCACUCACUGGUUAUCUUCUUGACUUAACUCAUUCAUGGAGCAUUUCACUAUUUGCACCAUCAAUCUUCUUCUAUGUGACUGGUACCAUGGUAUGGUUGGUGUUCGCCAGCAGUAAGCCUCAAAGUUUUUCUGAGCAUAACUGAUUCAUGUUCCAGUCAUUCACUAUGUAUGAGAAGUGGAUUUUUGACACAGGGGGGUGUAUCCUUUGAUAUUUACAAAUCAGAUAAUUUAAGUACAAAGAAAUGAUUGUAUAGGUAUAUGUAUGUAUGUAUUCUUAUUUUUCAAUUGUAGGAUAUUAUAGAAUUUUUGUAUAUUUUUCACAGAUGAUGUUAUGGUGGUUGGUCACCAAAAAAUGUACUGACAACUUAAAUCCUUGAAAGUCAAGAAUCAGUUUCCUCUACCAA
Vigna unguiculata (cowpea) is the source of this 1931-nucleotide messenger RNA. It is a transcript of the gene PHT4;5, whose product is annotated as phosphate transporter 4;5. Gene Ontology annotation, biological process: transmembrane transport. The record is from RefSeq and is a predicted model, not a curated record. NCBI's taxonomy places the organism in Eukaryota, Viridiplantae, Streptophyta, Magnoliopsida, Fabales, Fabaceae. Gene Ontology annotation, molecular function: transmembrane transporter activity.